Styela clava is the source of this 2628-nucleotide messenger RNA. The record is from RefSeq and is a predicted model, not a curated record. NCBI's taxonomy places the organism in Eukaryota, Metazoa, Chordata, Ascidiacea, Stolidobranchia, Styelidae.
AUGAUCUAUAGUUUUGAUAAAAAUGAGAAAGAAUAUGAGGAAUUAUUGAGAGAAGAAAAAGGAUUGGAUUGCUAUUUAGCUGAAUUUCGCAUUAAACGAGGAAUACAUACACGAUUAUGGAGAGAUGAUAACAAGUGUGGAUUUAAUAAUGUUCAGUCAAAGCCGGAAGGAAAUGCGUGGGCAGCUCCAGCUGGAAGUUGGUGCGAUGCAAAAAGUGAAAACCCUGUUGCAGCGACACAUAUGAUGGUCAAUGUGGGAACAUUUGUGACUGCUCCAGGAAAAGUUGGUUCAGUUAUUCUACUCGGUCAGGGUGGACACGACGGCUGUAAAUCUAAAGUUACGAUUAACAAUUUUUUGAGUGCAGCAAUCGAUUAUUUGGAGGACUAUUACAAGAAUUCUGACAAAAUGAAUACUCAGUUCGGAAAUUUUGAAAAGAUAUAUAAAAGAAAGGUCUGUCAACGAAUUGACAUUUGUUUAGGUAGGUCAUCAAAAAAGUAUACAAUGUCACAGCGAUUGGUUUCCAGCGAUCGCUUUAUUUUGGGGAUUGUAGUUAUUUGUCUAUCCUCGUACUUCAUUUAUCUAUCUUAUAGUCCUCCUGGUAUUUCGAAACUUGUAUUGCAUGAAGAUCACACAGAGAAUCAAACAAUGAAAUUAAAAUACAAUCAUCUGUUUUGUGAAAACAUCUUGUACAAUUUGAGCAAUGGUCAGUGGGUGAAAAAGAUCUAUAGUCUUAAUAAAAAUGAGCAAGAAUAUGAGAAAUUACUGGAUGCAGAAAAAAAAUUGGAUUCCUAUUUAGCUGAAUUUCGCAUUAAACGAGGAAUACAUACACGAUUGUGGAGAGAUGAUAACAAGUGUGGAUUUAAUAAUGUUCAGUCAAAGCCGGAAGGAAAUGCGUGGGCAGCUCCAGCUGGAAGUUGGUGCGAUGCAAAAAGUGAAAAACCCUGUUGCAGCGACAUAUAUGAUGGUCAAUGUGGGAACAAUUGUGACUGCCCCAGUUGCGUCGAUACCAGAAAAAUAUAUCACGCUGAAACAAGUGAUUGGAUUCCAUUUGAUUCUUCAUGUCGACGAAGGAACUACACAGCAGCCCAAGCUUGUGAAGUUGUCAAUCGAUUCUCUCAAAUAUAUUUUGUUGGUGAUUCUUUUGUGAGAAAAAUGUCACGAGGUUUUAUUUUGACCCUAAGGUCCGAUCCAACGUAUGGAUUUUUACUGGAACGCUACGAUGAUAAGUUCAAAGAAUUAUGUGUAGGUGUUGAUCAAUUCUACUGGACAGAAUGCAGAACAAGUGGCGGAAAAAUACUAGACAUGCUCGUUGACAAAACUCCGUUCUGUGGACCUCGUACGCCACUUAUUAGUAUAAAUGAAUAUGCAAAUCACGCUUCUGCAAAUGACUUUUUAAGUUUGGUGAAAAAGUUGGCAGGAAAAGUUGGUUCAGUUAUUUUACUUGGUCAGGGUGGACACGACGGCUGUAAAUCUAAAGUGACGAUUAACAAUUUUCUGAGUGCAGCAAUCAAUUAUUUGGAAGACUAUUACAAGAAUUCUGACAAAAUUAAUACUCAGUUCGAAAAAUUUGAAAAGUCUUACAUCUGGAGUUCACAGUUAUGAUGGAGCACAUCAUGGUCUAGGAGCAAAUAUUAUGAAAGUACAACUUUUACUCAAUUACCUCGAUUAUAUUUCACAGUUAAACAAUUGAACUACUUUUCUUGUAAAAUAUUAAUUUGUAUGAUCAUAAUAUUUGAUUAUAGACUUUGCUUGCUGCCUUUUCUGAGAGGAUACUCUAUGUUUUGGGUCUAGGUUUUGACUCUUUAUCAAUACGUUUAUGCAAUGUACUAAGUGGUUCAAAAGAUGCGCCAAUUUGGUAGGAUGUACUGAAGUGAACCACCUUAUUAUAAUGUCUGUUUACUCAUUUGUACAUAUUUUGUAGAAAAUUGUGUUUCAAUUAGAUUUUCUGAAAAACGAUUUUAAUAUUGUUGUCAGUGAUAUCAUAAUAUUUUUAAUAUAUUCAUUCCAACUUGCUUUGCGUAACUGGUGAAUGAAACUUAACAUCAUGGUCCACAUUAAUCAGCUGUUAAACUAUUUCGUUGGUGUGAAGUAUAAACAUGUAUAGAAUCUCAUUCAUGUGCCUUUGAUUUUUUCAGGAAAUUUAGAAAUAUCUUUUCUGUGUACACACGUACACAUACAUACAGAUGUAUAAAUAUAUACAUAUAGACAAUAACAGACUCAAAAAAUCUUAUCAACGCUCCUAAAAAAUUUGGUAAAACUUGUAAUAUGAUGAAUAAGAUUCGUUUUUAUAUCAUUAUGUUACCGAACAUGUUGCUGUAUCUGUAGUAACGCGUUCAUACUGAUGCUGUUGUUUUCCUGCCUGUGUGUCUCAUUUUCCUGUCACCGGAUACGCACCAUGGCCUAUUUUCGAAUCACCCGUAGUCUAAUCACGCUUAUUUACAAGCAAUUGUACAUAUUAUAUGAGUUUAUUAUAUUAUGUUGUUUUAAUAAACGCGAAAGUAUGUCAUAUUUCUAUCUUUGCACUCACUUUCUUUGCAGGGCGUUUGUAAAUAUAAUGCAGACUAUUUUUGUUUUUGCAAAAUAUAAAAAUGACAAUGGCUCAAGUUAAACAAUAUAUAAAAUUCACGA